Diceros bicornis minor is the source of this 1220-nucleotide messenger RNA. It is a transcript of the gene KLK8, whose product is annotated as kallikrein related peptidase 8. Gene Ontology annotation, molecular function: serine-type endopeptidase activity. Lineage: Eukaryota; Metazoa; Chordata; Mammalia; Perissodactyla; Rhinocerotidae. The transcript has 5 exons. Bases 359 to 1138 code for a protein of 259 amino acids. Gene Ontology annotation, biological process: proteolysis; neuron projection morphogenesis; memory. The record is from RefSeq and is a predicted model, not a curated record.
CCUCCUCCUCUAGGUCCCAGGACCCCAACCUCAGAUCCCUUCCUCCUUCAAGACCCAGGAAUCUGGGCCCCCGCCCCCUCCUCCCCAAGACUUAGGAGUCCCAGCUCCCAGUUCCCUCUUCCUUCAGACCCAGGAGUCCGGGAUCCUCACUCCCUCCUCCCUUGGAACACAGCAAUCUAGCCCCCCAGUGCUCCCUUCCCUCAGACCCAAGAAUCUGAGGCUCCAGGCCCCUCCUCUUGCAGGACCCAGAAGAACGGCUCUCGAUGCUCUGUUCCCUCCCCAAUCCCAAAAUCCUACUAGGAUUUCGGGCUCCUUCCUCCUUUCUCAGCCCCACCCUCCCCCUCUCCCAGACCCCACCAUGGGAUGCCCCCCACCUGCUGCAGUCUGGACCUGGACUUUCCUCCUCUUGCUGUUGGAAGCCUGGGCAGGACGCUUGAGGGCGCAGGAGUCCAAGGUGCUGGACGGCCACGAGUGCCAGGCCCAUUCGCAGCCUUGGCAGGCGGGCUUGUUCCAGGGUGUUCGGCUGCAAUGUGGGGCUGUCCUCAUAAGUGACAAGUGGGUCCUCACGGCUGCCCACUGUAAAAAAAAGAAGUACACAGUACGCCUGGGAGAGCACAGCCUGCAGGAAAAGGAGGGGACAGAGCAAAGAAUGGCUGUGGCUCAGUCCCUCCCACACCCCUGCUACAACAGCAGCAGCGAGGAUCACAAGCACGACCUGAUGCUCAUUCGACUACGUGGGCGAGUAUCCCUGGGGCCCAAAGUGAAGCCCAUCAACCUGGCGGAUCGCUGCGCUGAAGCCGGCCAGAAGUGCACCAUCUCCGGCUGGGGCACUGUCACCAGCCCGCGAGAGGAUUUUCCUGACACCCUCACCUGUGCAGAAGUAGAAAUCUUUCCCCAGAAGCAGUGUGAGGACGUCUACCCCGGGCAAGUCACAGAUGGUAUGAUCUGUGCAGGGAGCAGCAGUGGGGCUGACACAUGCCAGGGUGAUUCCGGGGGCCCCCUGGUGUGUGGUGGCGUUCUUCAGGGCAUCACAUCCUGGGGCUCGGACCCCUGUGGGCAGCCCGAGAGACCUGGCGUGUACACCAACCUCUGCCGCUACCUGGACUGGAUCAAGAAGACCAUGGGCAACAGUGGCUGAUCCUAGGGAGAGCUCUGGAGCCCCCUCAAUAAACUCACAACCUCGGGCGUUGCCCCUUGCCUGUCUGUGCUUCAGUCCUGCC